Messenger RNA from Porites lobata, 14966 nucleotides. Lineage: Eukaryota; Metazoa; Cnidaria; Anthozoa; Scleractinia; Poritidae. The record is from the annotation of a GenBank genome assembly.
AUGUUUCCAGACUUUUCGAGUUUGAGCCCUUCAUCAGUCACAAAUUUAAGUGAUUUUCUAAACCAUUAUUAUCUUUCACUGGCUUGUUCCAUUUGUUAUGUUUUAAGUGGCCGAUUACCAUUUAGAAAUAUACAGGUGCACUUAACCGGAAAUUUUGAGGAAAAUACCUAAAAACAACAACAAAGCGUGAAUAAAGGUUCCUGAAGCCAUUUUAAGCAUUUAAUUAUAAGGAGAUUGCUGGGAAAAAAUUUAUCCACUCCCAGCAAGACCGGUGGAAGGGUUCCCAACCAGCAAGGUGCACCUAUAACCUGCAACCUGGCUUACUGGGAAGUUUCCCAGCAGACCUAUGUCCAGACAUUACUGGCCAGUUGGGGUGUGGUCAAAGGGGCAAAAUUUAGACCUUCAGUGGGGUUGUCUUUUUCCCACCAACACUUUCUUUCCGAGGACAUUUUUUUUCCAAAUCUCCCAGCCAGCAAAAAUUAGCCUGAAGAACAGAUAUUUUGAGGAACAGAUCCAUUGGGUGGCCCUGAAUAUAAAGUCCUGGAAGCUGGACUUAAAAACACUGACUGAAAGGUUCCUUUAAGCAGUACUUAGUCUUAUUGUUACAGCCCCUUUUGAAGUAACUGAGCUAAGUUGUUGGCACGGUGAAAGCAUGACAGCCUGGGCUGUAUUUAACGAUGAACUCUGUUUUAGUCGAAAGAGCCACAGGCACCAGAUAGUUAGAUAUUACGAAAAUUGGCCUCGUGACAGGGUGGACAUAAAAGGUUUUUAUCGAUCGAUAUCAUUUUAAGAAAGUACAGUUCACUGUUUUAACGGGAAACAACAUUUCUUGAAUUCCGCAUCGCAGAAUCAGUAAAUCACGUAUCCCGCGCAUAAGUCCAAUUCGAGGGACUCACUAAUACGGUUCUUCAAUCCCGUAAUUUCGACCCAAAAUUUCAUGAUAUCCCCUAUUCCCAAGGGUUAUUUUUAGCAUUUCACCUCCCGCGUAUACUUUCAAUCCCGAAACUCGCCCCGAUUUUGCUUUCAAAUCCCGAAUCCCGAGCUUCAAAGAAGGGAAAUCCCGGGUCCCGAAAAACUUAUUCGGCACCCUUCAAUUCGGGAUCCAACGCUAACUCGAGCUCUGCAUUUCAUAUGAAAUCCCGAAUCCUACGGGUAAAUAAGUUAAAUACCAAGUCUAAAAAAAAACCUUUUGUGGGGACCCUCAACAAUUCUGAACAGGAAGUCCCAGAAGUUCCCUCAAUUUAAAUUUCCGCCAAUUUUUUAGACCUAUAAAGUAUUACUCUGGCUAGGUCAAAGGAUUAUUUUCUCGUAUCAGUUACAACUCAUGGUGGGUUGUAUCCAUUUCAGGGACGAAAUUUAAUAAGUCACGUUUCAGCCUCCGCUUUUCGUUGUGCUUAAUAUAUAAAACGCUCUGAGUUUUCGUCGCCAAAGAAGAUUCACUCCACGCCUUCAAUUUGUUAUCUCGAAAUUGACGCUGUGUAUCUCUGACAACUGUUUUAAACAUGAAACAGCUGACUAGUAAGGAAGACAAGAAGAAGAGCAGAGAAACACUGAAUAGCUUGUGUUCUGUGUCAGCUUUGCUGUUGUCUGUUGCGUGUUGUAUGGCUCUAAUUCACGUGGAACUUCGAAUACAAGAACAUCAUCGACUGAUAUCACACUCGGUAACUGUCUGUGAUCAGAUGGAAACGCAGAUUCUGAGGAAAGUUCAGCAGAAUUACGAACGAUGGCAAGUUACGAGAGUUGAUGGCAUAAAAGGUCAUUUGCAGGGGAGAAAUGGUAAGGAAAAGUUUUACAAUACAAUACAAUAAGAGUUUAUUGUGAAAAUACACUUAGCUACAAUAAUGGUGUGCUUUCACAGACGGAACCGAAAUCGGGAUCUGUGAAAGCACGCCAGCUAAUUUACAGGUAUUCCACAAACACAAUAAAAUUAAGAGUUAAAAAACUAGAUGUGGAAUAUUCUAUAAUUAAUAUUAUAACAAUAAAAUCUUAAUAAGUAUAUCUAGUAUAUAUAGUUUUAUUAAAUUUUCUGGUUUUUGAUGUUAACAUCAGCCUGUUUCAGAUCCUGGCGAUUGUGAAAAUUAUCCUUGUUUAACAUAAUGUAUCGGUCAAAUCGAAGCUUCAACAUCCCCCCCCCCCCGGGCAUACCCCGGGCAUUUGACAACUUUGCCGUCCCGGGCAGGAGGGAAUUUGAUUAUCAGUGUCUUCCAGGGGGUGGGGAAUUUGAUCCCUAUGCGUUAGGGGUGGGGAAUUUGAACUGCACCCUCGAUUUCAUGUGAAAUCUCUGGCGUGGCGAGCUGCAUGGGGGACAUGGUGUUAGAGGAUUUUCGUGGAAAAGAUUGUGCCUUUGUGGCCAAUUGGUUACGAUGUUUGUGCCGUAUUUGAAGGUAUUUAAAUUUUAAUAUUUUUAAUAUUGGAUUCAGGCUUUGAAUAUAUGAAUGUAUUAAGUUUUGUUUAUAAUGAAUUACAGUACCUAUUCUUGGGUUGCAGGUGACGUCACCAAAAAUCAAACUAAGAAACUAUCGAUUCUUCUGAAUUUCUACUUUCACGAGGUAUUGCAGUACCCAAACACCUUUACAUAAACAAAUUUUUGGUUCGAAAGGGUUCUUCAUUUUGCGAGAGAGGACGCUUGAAUUUCCAGGCUUUUGCGUGACGCGGCAUUUAGUUGGCGGCCGGGAAAGUUCUUAUGUGGAUUAAAAACGUUACCAAUUUUGGGCGAUUUUGCAAUCUAAACAUUCCUUGUCUAAGAAUAAAUAUUACUGUAAUCUUUAUGAGUUCCUCAAGCGCAUUAGUAGGAAAACUCGAAAACAGAUGUUUCUGUUGGUAUCCGGCGGCCAUAUUGGUGUUCCUGAAAGGGACACUAACAUGGCGUUUCCAUACAAAGCUUUAUAAAUUUAGGUAAACCGUUUUUUCCCAAUAUCUCGCAUUUGAAAUAUUUCACAGACCUGAUUCUUGGCAAGGGAUUUUGUAUAUUUAUCUUUUUUCAUUCCCUAGAUUCUAGUCCUUCUGUAUUGAAUGGUUUACAUUUUCAUUUUUCAUUGCGUGACAGUGCAAGCCGAGAAUACCGGGUUUCAAUAAAGCUCAACAGAGGUCAAUUAUUUUGACCUGCGGUAUCCAUAUUAAUUGAUAAGGUGAGCGAUGGUGCAUGUCAGUGAAUUUUUGAUGAUGUAGUUAUCUCAAUAGGUCGGAUUAUUUUAUAAAGAACCCUUUGUAUGUUGCGCAACACACGAAGAAACUCUGAGCCUUCAGUGACCUUGUAGCAGCGAUUUCCGCCGCUUUGCACGAGACUUUUGUUCAUUGUAAAUACGCUAACAGUGCUUCUCAGUUUUUGUAAUAUUGAAUGCGAAUUAUUUGCUGUAUUUAUAAAGAUUUUGUUCGACACCUGAAGGCGUUUCUGCCGUCCUUCUGUCAUCUAUGUGCCUGUGAAAUGUCCCUGGGGUGGGGGCAUUUGAUCACCUGAAUGGACCCUAGUGUGGGGCAUUUGAACAGCAUUUUGGCCCGGGUAGAGGGGAAUUUGAACAAUAAUUUUCAAAAAAGUCAAAUGCCCGGGGGGUGGAUGUUGAAGCUUCGAUUUGACCGAUACAUAAGGGGAGCUUGAUCUUCAAAAUUUGUUCCGACUACUCGCUUACAAUCCGUAAUAAGAGCACAGGCUUGUAAUUGGUGAUGCUGUCAAGAAUAGAAGAACACAACAAGAGCCAACCAACCGCAAAAGGAGUGACAACAACUCGUCCUGAGUUAGUUUAAAAGUAUCACUGCUCAUUUGGAACGAACGAUGUUAUAAUAACCUUCAGCUGCACUGAUACAGUAAAUAAAAAUCAAAAUGAAAAUUAUUCGGUUCUAUCGAACACAAAAUGAGUCCGUAUUUCCUUGGGCUAUAUACGAGGAGUUGGCUAUUUAUAGCAAAUGGACAUGACUUGAACUGGAUUGGGUGUACAAUGUUGGAUUAGCUCGGUAAGAAUUUAAAAAGACUAUUUUUUUACGCUAACUCAGAGGAUGCGUGUCGGGAAGAAAAACCGUCAAGGCAGCGGUCGUUUUUUAGAUUGUUUUCACGUUUGGGGGUUUGUUUGUUUUUUCUUUGGUACGAUAUACAAUUCCAUUUUUACUUAAUGCUCAGAAAGGGCUUUAUUCAAUGUUUUGAAAGGUCUUGGCGAGUAUGAAAACGUCAAUUCAAGACAGAAGAGAGCGUCUCCCGCUAACUCACGAACAAAAUCGGUCCAAACAGAAUCGCAAGUAAAACUGCUCAUCAAAGAAGAGCUUCGAGUGCUGCAAAACCAAUUCUGUGCAAAAGAUGAAAAGCUUUGCCGCUCAGGACCAAAAGGUAAUGCAGGGCGACGGGGAAGACACGGAUUCCGAGGGAGACCAGGUCCCCCAGGGAAGCCCGGGCCAGAAGGACCUCCUGGUAAACAUGGUCCUGUAGGACCUCCAGGACCCGUCGGCAUUAAAGGUGAUCUCGGAGUACCGGGGGUUCCCGGUCUCAUGGGUCCUAGAAGCCCACCAGGUCAAAAGGGAACCAAGGGUGAGCCGGGCCAGUCCAUCACGGCUCCUUCUGGGCUGCAGGGUCCUGUUGAAACAACUGUUAAUCAAAGUCAGACUGCCAUCUUGAAAUGUUCAGCAGAUGGAAAUCCAACCCCACAAAUCACGUGGUCUAAGAUGAACUCGCGGCUUCCAGUGGGACGUCACAAGGUAGAGUCCAGUGGUGCUCUGAAUUUGAAGGACGUGAGGCCUGAGGAUGAGGGAGUCUACAGCUGUCAAGCUAAAAAUUUACUGGGGAGCGUUAACGCUUCAGCCAACUCACUGUACAGUGUAAGUCGACCUGGUCAAUUUAAUUAAAUAUCAAAGUGGACUAAGAAUUUUAUUAAUCGACAAUUACCAGGGGAGUCUAGAAACUAAACUUCAAAAAGACAAGUUGGAUAGACGGGGAUUAAAAAGCUCCUUAAACAGAACAUUAGAAAAAAAAUUCGUACAUUAUGUCACCGGUUACAAUUGGAUAUUUAACUUCAAAUCAUGGUAUUAUGGUAUAGUUCAGACAGUGUUUAACCGAAAACAUGUAUGUUGUCGUUCUCAAUUUUGCUACAUCUGAUCUGUAUCUGGAUAUUGCUUAGUGUGAAUAGUAUCAAGAAGGGCAACAACGCAGGCUACCAAACUAUUUAUCUCCUUAAAAUAAGCCACUUGUAAACACAUUUUGGGGGCCACUAGCCUGUUUCAGGCUCCGAGAUAGUCGGGUCCGCUGAAUUUAGAAAGCGCGAACACGAAAAUAAAGCGGGAGGAAACGUGCCUUUUACUUUCGCGUCUUCCCCACUAUCUGAGAGCCUAGAACAGACUAGGGGACCACUGAUUUGUUUGAACUGCACUUUAACUCAGACUUUCUUUAAGAACCGGCCCCGAUUUUCUAUUUUUCACUAGUUGGUCCGCAACUUUCAUUGUCAUCCAAUCGACUGAUGGCUGAAGAGAAACAAAACGUCACCAUGGCCUGCACUGCUACUGGUCAGCCGUCACCUAGGAUCACGUGGUCCAAGGCAGUGGGAAGUUUACCUGGAGGCAGAAUCAAGAUGCAAGAUGGAACCAUGAAAAUCUACAGUGUCACAAAAAAGGAUGGUGGAACAUACAUUUGUAAGGCCAAGAAUAUUCUGGGUUCUUCAAUAGCCACUGCUCAACUUAUUGUGUACACUCCUUUGCGGUUCAAAGUCCGUCCUCCACAAGAAGUGACUCCUGUCGUUGGUUCAACUGUCCGUCUGCCGUGUGUGGCCGCGAGUGAGCUGAGUACUACACUUGCGUGGACAAUGGAUGGCGUUAGGGUACUUCCUGUAAAUGCCCGUGUUCUCCAAAAUGACACUCUAGUUAUUGAGAACAUCAAGAAAACUCAUAGAGGAUCUUACACUUGUCGAGCGAGUAAUGUUCUGGCAACAAUAGAAGCUAAAGUUAAAAUAAAUUUUCUAGGGAGAGCUGCUUCCUGUUCUGUGAUUAAAAAAUACGUCAGCAGUGUAAGCGGAAAUUACGUCAUUGAUCCUGAUGGCGAGGGAGGUCUGGCACCAUUCACGGUGUUCUGUGACAUGACUGAUAAAAGUGGAGUUGGCGUGACAGUCAUUAGUCACGACAGUGAGAGUAGAACACAUGUUGAUGGAUGUAAUCCAGGGUGUUACUCACGUGACAUUCGUUACACAGGAGCGAGUCUGUCUCAGCUGGCGAGUCUCACCAGAGUCUCUUCACACUGUGAGCAGUUUAUCAAGUAUGAGUGUUAUCAAACAAUGUUCUUAACACUUGGAUAUGCCUGGUGGGUGUCACGUGAUUCUUCAAAGAUGAUGUACUGGGGCGGAGCUUCACCUGGCAGUAGUAAGUGCGCAUGUGGGAUGACUAACUCAUGUGCAGACUCCAGUUAUGGUUGUAACUGUGAUAAGAACGACAAUGUAUGGCGUGACGACAGCGGUCUUCUCACUGAUAAGACAAAGCUUCCAGUAAAACAGCUCAGGUUUGGUGAUAGUGGCGAACGCAUCGAACACGGUUACCACACCCUGGGGAAACUGAAAUGCUUUGGCAUUGCAUGACGAUGAAUUACCUUGUACUAGAGAAACUAUAUCAUUCAUCAGUUUAACACUAGAUUCUAGCAAUUUAUAUCAUAUUGUUAAGUUGUAUCAUUGAGUUAACAGAGCGAAAGGUUCUAUUCUGCAAGUGGGAUAUUAACGUUACCAGUGAAAGUGACCGCUAAAUGGAUGAAAGCGUAAAAAUCUUUCUGUCUAGCUGGUAAUUUGGCAAAUAACAUAUUGCCCUUCACUUAAGUUUUUCCCGAAUUACUAGUUAAACUGUUAAGGUGUAGAUUAAAGCUUUGAAAAGAUAGCCCCUUCCUUGCUCAUUCCGGUAUGCAAACUGCUUUUAAAAUAUCCCCUGUUUGGAAGGUGGUCUAGGAAAGCAAGCAGUUUGAAAUUUGCAAAACCGUAACAAAGAGAAGAAUGACAGAACUCGAUGAACUAGAGCAAGUGUUCUUCUACCCUCCCCUCUCCCACCUUCCAUACCCAGAACGAGCUUGUUCGUUUCUUUUGCACCCCUACCCCAACCCCCGAGAGUUUUUGCAGCUGUUUUUCACCAAAGAAGAUGAGUACUCUAACAGCAAAAGGUAAACCUCGCGGAUAUAAUCAAUAAAUUUUCGUCAAACGAAACAGGAAAGCAAAAUUAGCUAUAAAGCAAAGAUAGCCUGACAAGUACAUUGGUGUCGUUUGACGAUUCCCUGAAAUAAUCAGUCUAAGAAGAGAAAUCGGGCUUCCCACGAGGAAGUGCGGAGACAAAGUUCGUUCCUCGCGGUAAUCUAGUUCGGUUCACUCGCGUUACCAGCCACAUUAUUACCGAACUCGAAACUGAAAAUCGCAAUCAAUAUUAAGUAUUCUCAGUACUCUACUGUGCUUGUGCAUUGUUCAUGAACUUACUCGCCUAAUUAUUAACAGAUUACCGUAUUUCCCGAAUAAUAGCCAGGGGCGAUUAUUCGGGGGAAGACGAUUAUUUCAAAUGCAUGUAUUGCUCAUUGGAAGUCGUGCACUAAAUAUUUUGCUUUAUAAUCCCGUUACUUAUCAAAAAUAAUCACAUUAUAUAAACUUAACAUAGGCUUUUUAAGUGUUCCAAAUUUGUUUCCCUGUUUAAUUUUCAAUUUCAAUAUUAUCGGUGCAUGUCAGAGCUUGAGUAGACUGCUUGCGUCCGCCUUUUCUCUUAAAAUGCGCUCGCCGCUCGGUGCUUGGGUUUCACGUGCAGUAACUUUGCAAAGAAAAAUAAGUGACCGCUCGCAGUCUAGAGCCUGAGUCGUCACUGAUCAGCUUUGUAACUAUUCUGUUGUAAACAGUCAGUAAAUAAAAGCUUGUUUGUUGUCCUAGGUGUCAACUUUACUCGACAGGGAGGGAAGAAGAUAGCGAAAGGGUUGGGUGGGGGUGAUUAUACCGUUAACUCUCUGUUGACGAACACCUCCAUAAGACACACACCUCCCUAAGACGGUCACCUGGUUGUUGUUGGUCCCUGCCGUUUUUCAGUCAUUCCACUGUAACUAUACUCUUUAAUAUAUAGAUUUACCCAGGGCUAAAAGCGAAGCUCUGGUUAAUAUUAAUACUCAUAAACAAAGAAUUAAAUGGUGUAAUGUUAAACAGAGACGGCAAUGAAAAUGGCAUCAAGAUCAAUACAUCUAAUUAGCAAAAAAACACUGCACGUGCAGCACACUUUUUUUCUUAUUAGGAAAAAACAAAUUUGCACGUGCAGCACGCUUUUUGGUCUUUCUUUGCCGCUGUUUUGCACGACUACAACGCUGUUUUGUACGACUAAAGCGUCAAACUGUCUAGUUACACAUUAUUUUUAUGGAGGGAGGAAUUGUCGUAUGUGCCUACCCAAUAUUUUGUUUCCUGUGUUCAUGUUCACCUUUUUUCUUUUUUUUUUUCACUGGCCCUCAUUUACACCCUACUGGUCGCUCCUUGCUGGCCGCUAGCAUUUCUAAUUUUCUUACCGCCGCUUUGAAUUUUCAUGUUUUUCUUCCUACGGAAUUCGUCUCCUUUGUUUUCAAUCACUCGCUCUAGCUCUUUCUUCGUUAUCCACUUGAGUGUAAGCAUCAAAAAUAACGUCGAAGAAGACACGGCUUUGUUGUUGUUUAUUCUUUCUAAAAGUCCGGGCGGCCAUGCGAUUUCCUUCCAAAUAAAACCUUGAGUUGCAUUUGAGUUGUUAUACCUGUCGAUUGAGUUAUUUUACAUUGGUAUGCCUGUGGUGCGUAUGGACGGUCGGUCAAGAGGGCGGGCAGGCGUGCGGUCACGUGACUACCAAAAUUUCUCGGAUGCAUAGGUUACUAAAUUUUCUUUCCCGUGGUGCUCCGCUUCGCGCCCUUUACGCGCGAGAGAGCUCCGCUAUGAGACGGGCACCUCUCUAAAACGGACAACGGACCCUUAUGAAACCGUCAACGCACACUUGAGAAGUCGGCUUUAUGCAGUAAACAUACCUCAAAACGCAAAUUUAGGUGCUCUACAUGACAGUAAAUUGCUAGAUUUUCAUAUUUUGUAGUCUUUCUCCAGUUCAUAGAGUCAGCUGUAGAGUGCAUACUGUUGCGCUUUUAGAUCGCUAAGCUGUGAACUUUGGCUUGUAUUAUGAACGUUUGAUUUUAUAAUAAGAAAAUGAUUUCACAUUUGUGUGCAAUAUUCUAGUUUUAGCUGUUUUUCACAAGUUAAACGGACGUGUACUCAUUGCGAAUGGGUUCAGCCUAUAUAUGUUUAUACUGGUGUCAGGUUACCUCAACCCUCUGUAAGCCUGACAUCCCUCUAAGACGGACAGUAGCGGCCGGUCCCGAAGGUCUCCAUCAAGGAGAAAGUUGACUGUAAGUUCAGAGUUUUUAGUGAAACAAAAGUGUCGUCUGAAAAGUGCAAUGUUUCCAGACUUUUCGGGCUUGAGCCCUUCCUCAGUCACAAAUUUAAGUGGUUUCUGAAAGAACCAUAGUAUCUUUCACUGGCUAGCCUGUUCCAGGCGUUCGGAUGGUGGGGAGCGGGCGAAAACGCCUCAGUCUCCCCUCGUUUUUUUUUUCCCUCGUGUUUCUUUUUGCGCUCGCCGCGUACGAUUUCAGUUGCUCCCCACUACCUAAACGCCGGAAACAGGCUAUUCUUUGGCUGGAUCCAUUUGUUCUGUUAAAGUGGCGGAUUACCAUUUAGAAAUAUAAAGUCCUGCAAGCCGGGACUUAACAGCACUGACUGAAAGGUUCCUUUAAGCAGUUAACUUGGUCUAUUGUUACCGCCACCCCAAUUUAAAAGUAACUGAGCUAAAUUGUUGGCACGGUGAAAGCACGACGUAAAAGGUUUUUAUCGAUCGAUAUCAUUUUAAGAACGUACAGUUCACUGUUUUAACGGGAAACAACAUUUCUUGAAUUCCGCAUCACAGAAUCAGUAAAUCACAUAUCCCGCGCCAAUUCGAGGGACUCACUAAUACGGUUCUUCAAUCUCGUAAUCUCGACCCAAAAUUUCGCGUUAUCCCCUAAUCCCAAGGGUUAGUUUUGGCAUCUCACCUCCCGCCUAUACUUUCAAUCCCGAAACCUAACCCAAUUUUGCUUUCAAAUCCCGAAUCCCGAGCUUCAAAGAAGGGAAAUCCCAGGUCCCGAAAAACGUAUUCGGCACCCUUCAAUUCGGGAUCCAACGCUAACUCGAGCUCUGCAUUUCAUAUGAAAUCCCGAAUCCUGCGGGUAAAUAAGUUAAAUACCAAAUCUCAAAAAAAAAAAAAAACGUUUUGCGGGGACCCUCAACAAUUCUGAACAGGAAGUCCCAGAAGUUCCCUCACUUUGAAUUUCCGCCAAUUGUUUAACCUAUAAUGCAUUGCUCUGGCUAGGUCAAGGGAUUAUUUUCUCGUAUCAGUUACAACUCAUGGUGGGUUGUAUCCAUUUCAGAGACGAAAUUUAAUAAGUCACGUUUCAGCUUCCGCUUUCCGUUUUGCUUAACAUAUAAAACGCUCUGAGUUUUCGUCGCCAAAGAAGAUUCACUCCACGCCUUCGAUUUGUUAUCUCGAAAUUGACGCUGUGUAUCUCUGAAAUCUGUUUUAAACAUGAAACAGCCGACCAGUGAGGAAGACAAGAAGAACAGCAGAGAAACACUGAACAGCUUGUGUUCUGUGUCAGCUUUGCUGUUGUCUGUUGCGUGUUGUAUGGCUCUAAUUCACGUGGAACUUCGAAUACAAGAACAUCAUCGACUGAUAUCACACUCGGUAACAGUCUGUGAUCAGAUGGAAACGCAGAUUCUGAGGAAAGUUCAGCAGAAUUACGAACGAUGGCAAGUUAUGAAAGUUGAUGACAUAAAAGGUCAUUUGCAGGGGACAAAUGGUAAGGAAAACUUUUAUAAAAUGUUCUGGUUUUUGAUGUAAUAUAUCAAACAUGAGACGCAGUGUUUCAUCACCAGAUGAAACACCGAGAAGAGAGUUGAAAAUACGACGCGUAGCGGAGUAUUUUUGACGAACUUCGAGGUGUUUCAUCUGGUGAUGAAACACUGUGUCGAAUGUUUGAUAUUUCUUCUCAAACAAAAUCAUUUUUGAAGGAGAAAUUAAGGAUGCAAAAAUGAGCAGUUUUUCAUCCGAUAUCCAAACACUCAUUAAACAUUAAUUUCCUUUGAAUUUUCUUUAUGAAUUAUUAAUGAGUUUGAGAAGUUAACAUCAGCUUGUUUCAGAUCCUGGCGAUUAUGAAAUUUAUCCUUGUUUAACAUAAUGUAUAGGUCAAAUCGAAGCUUCAACAACCCUCCCUCCCCCGGGCAUACCCCGGGCAUUUGACACCUUUGCCGUCCCGGGCAGGAGGGAAUUUGAUUAUCAGUGCCUUCCAGGGGGUGGGGAAUUUGAUCCCUAUGCGUUAGGGGUGGGGAAUUUGAACUGCACCCUCGAUUUCAUGUGAAAUCUCUGGCGUGGCGAGCUGCAUGGGGGACAUGGUGUUAGAGGAUUUUCGUGGAAAAGAUUGUGCCUUUGUGGCCAAUUAUGGUGUUAGAGGAUUUUCGUGGAAAAGAUUGUGCCUUUGUGGCCAAUUGGUUACGAUGUUUGUGCCGUAUUUGAAGGUAUUUAAAUUUUAAUAUUUUUAAUAUUGGAUUCAGGCUUUGAAUAUAUGAAUGUAUUAAGUUGUGUUUAUAAUGAAUUACAAUACCUAUACCGGGUUUCAAUACAGCAAUAAAAAGCUCAACAGAGGUCAAUUAUUUUGACUUGCGCAUGUAUGUUAAUUAAUAAGGUGAGCGAUGGUACAUGUCAGUGAAUUUUUCAUGAUGUAGUAAUCUCAGUAGGUCGGAUUAUUUUAUAAAGAACCUUUUGUAUGUUGCAUAACACACGAAGAAACUCUGAGCCUUUAGUGACCUUAUAGCAGCGAUUUCCGCCGCUUUGCACGAGACUUUUGUUCAUAGUAAAUACGUAUACGCGAACAGUGCUUCUCAGUUUUUGUAAUAUUGAAUGCGAAGUAUUUGCUGUAUUCAUAAAGAUUUUGUUCGACAACUGAAGGCGUUUCUGCCGUCCUUCUGUCAUUUAUGAACCUGUGAAAUGUCCCAGGGGUGGGGGCAUUUGAUCACCUGAAUGGACCCUAGUGUGGGGCAUUUGAGCAGCGUUUUGGCCCGGGUAGAGGGGAAUUUGAACAAUAAUUUUCAAAAAAGUCAAAUACCCGGGGGGUUGCCCGGGGGGUGGAUGUUGAAGCUUCGAUUUGACCGAUACAUAAGAGGAGCUUGAUCUUCAAAAUUUGUUCAGACUACUCGCUUACAAUCCGCAAUAAGAGCACAGGCUUGUAAUUGGUGAGGCUGUCAAGAAUAGAAGAACACAACAAGAGCCAACCAACCGCAAAAGGAGUGAAAACAAUUCGUCCUGAGUUAGUUUAAACGUAUCACUGCACAUUUGGAACGAACGAUGUUAUAACAACCUUCAGCUACACUGAUACUGACAGUAAAUAAAAAUGAAAAUUAUAAUUAUUCGGCUCUAUCGAACACAAAAUGAGUCCGUAUUUCCUUUGGGCUACAUACGAGGAAUUGGCUAUUUAGCAAAUGGACAUAACUUGAACUGAACUGGGUGUACAUUGUUGGAUUAGCUCGGUAAGAAUUUAAAAAGACUAUUUUUUUAAAUGCUAACUCAGAGGAUGCGUGUCGGAAAGAAACACCGUCAAGGCAGCGGUCGUUUUUUUAGAUUGUUUUCACUUUUGGGCGUUUGUUUGUUUUUUCUUUGGUACGAUAUACAAUUCCAUUUUUAUUUAAUGCUCAGAAAGGGCUUUAUUUAAUGUUUUGAAAGGUCUUGGCGAGUAUGAAAACGUCAAUUCAAGACAGAAGAGAGUGUCUCCCGCUAACUCACGAACAAAAUCGGUCCAAACAGAAUCGCAAGUAAAACUACUCAUCAAAGAAGAGCUUCGAGUGCUGCAAAACCAAUUCUGUGCAAAAGAUGAAAAGCUUUGCCGCUCAGGACCAAAAGGUAAUGCAGGGCGACGGAGAAGACCCGGAUUCCGAGGGAGACCAGGCUCCCCAGGGAAGCCCGGGCCAGAAGGACCUCCUGGUAAACAUGGGCCUGUAGGACCUCCAGGACCCGUCGGUAUUAAAGGAGAUCUCGGAGUACCGGGGGUCCCUGGUCCCAUGGGUCCUAGAGGCCCACCAGGUCAAAAGGGAACCAAGGGUAAGCCGGGCCAGUCCAUCACGGCUCCUUCUCUGCUGCAGAGUCCUGUUGAAACAACUGUCAAUCAAAGUCAGACAGCCAUCUUGAAAUGUUCAGCAGAUGGAAAUCCGACUCCACAAAUCACGUGGUCUAAGAUGAACUCGCGGCUUCCUGUGGGACGUAACAAGGUAGAGUCCAGUGGUGCUCUGAUUUUGACGGACGUGAGGCCUGAGGAUGAGGGAGUCUACAGCUGUGAAGCUAAAAAUUUACUGGGGAGCGUUAACGCUUCAGCGAAACUCACUAUACAGUGUAGGUCGACCUAGUCAUUUUAUUUAAAAAUUAAAGUGGACUAAGAAUUUUAUUGAUCGAUAAUUACCAGCGGAUUCUUGAAUUUAACUUGGUUGCAUAUACCGGGGUAAAAAAGGUCCUUAAACAGAACAUUAUAAACAAACUCCUAUAUUAUGUCAUCGGUUACAACUGGAUAUUAAACUUCAAAUCAUGGUAUUAAAACAUAGACAGUGUUUAAGAAAAGACAUGUUUUUUGUCGUGUUCAAUUUUGCUAAAUCUGAUCUGUAUCUGGAUAUCGUUUAGUGCUAAUAGUAUCAAGAAGGGCAACAACGUAACGCAGGCUACAAAACCAUUUAUCUACCUAAAAUACGGUACUUGCAAACACAUUUUGAGGGGACACUGAUUUUCUGCGCUCUAACUCAGUUUUUCUUUAACAACCGGCCCUGAUUUUCUAUUUUUUGCUAGUUGGUCCGCAACUUUCAUUGUCAUCCAAUCGACUGAUGGCUGAAGAGCAACAAAACGUCACCAUGGCCUGCACUGCAACUGGUCAGCCGUCACCUAAGAUCACGUGGUCCAAGGCAGUAGGAAUUUUACCUGGAGACAGAAUCAAGGUGCAAGAUGGAACCAUGAAAAUCUACAGUGUCACAAAAAAAGAUGCUGGAGUAUACAUUUGUAAAGCGGAGAAUAUUCUGGGAUCAGCCACGGCAACAACCCUUGUUAUGGUAUUCUCUCCAUUGCGGUUCAAAGGCCGUCCUCCACAAGAAGUGACUCCUGUCAUUGGUUAUACUGUUCACCUGCCGUGUUUAGCAGAGAGCGACCUGAGCCCUACAACUUAUUGGAGAAAGGAGGGCAAGUCCUUGCUUUCGUUAGAUUCCAAUGUUCUUUCGAAUGGAACUCUGGUUCUUCAGAACAUCAAGAAAUCUCACGAAGGAUCUUACAUCUGUAGAGCGAGCAAUGCCUUGGCAACAGUAGAAGCUAAAGUUAAAAUCAAUUCUCCUGUUAUGGCUACUUCCUGUUCUGUAAUUAAAAGAUACGCCAGCAGUGUAAGCGGAAGUUACGUCAUUGAUCCUGACGGCGAGGGAGGUCUGGCACCAUUCACAGUGUUCUGCGACAUGACUGAUAAAAGUGGAGUUGGCAUGACAGUCAUUAGUCACAACAGUGAGAGUAGAAUACAUGUGUCUGGAUGUGAUUCAGCAGGGUGUUACUCUCGUGACAUUCAUUACACAGGAGCGAGUCUGUCUCAGCUGGCGAGUCUCACCAGAGUCUCUUCACACUGUGAGCAGUUUAUCAGGUACGAGUGUUAUCAUUCAAGGGUAUUUAGGAGUGGAUACGCCUGGUGGGUGUCACGUGAUUCCGUAAAGAUGACGUACUGGGGUGGAGCGUUACCUGGUAGUGGUAAGUGCGCAUGUGGGAUGACCAACUCAUGUGCAGACUCCAGUUACGGUUGUAACUGUGAUAAGAAUGACAAUGUAUGGCGUGAGGACAGCGGUCUUCUCACUGAUAAGACAAAGCUUCCAGUAAAACAGCUCAGGUUUGGUGAUGUGAGUAGUCCCGAGGAAGGUUACCACACUCUGGGGAAACUGAAGUGCUUUGAUAUUGCAUGA